AUGGUUCUCUGGAAAGCAGAUCAUCCUAUCAUCGACAGUGAGUACGCUGGCACGAGGGUCACGUCCAAUAGCACAGCAACCUUCAAUUCAUACUGAGAUACAAACAAAGUUCCCACAAAUGUCACGACAUACCAGUGGGCCUUUGAAAGCGAAGAACAUUCACCCGUCAUCCGCUCUCCUCGAAAUCACGGUUUCUACGAGAAUGCUUCUACCAAGGAACGACUUGCUUUCUCCCACGUCAAAGAUCUUGCCACGCACCUGCAUACCGCUCUCGCGAAGGACCAUGGCUUCCAGCCCGGAGAUACGAUCAGCAUUUUCGCGGGGAAUUCGGUGUGGUACCCUGUGACGUUGUGGGCGUGCUCGAGGGGUGGCGGGAAGAUCAAUGGUGCGAGUCCGGAUUAUGGGGUGGAGGAGAUUGUUCAUGCGUUGAAAACUGCGGGGACGAAAUUCGUAUUCACGACCGAGGCGGGAUUGGAGAGAGUGCAGGAGGCGGUGGAGAGGGUUGGGAUGGGCAGGGAGAUGGUGUUUUUGUUGGAAGGCGAGGGCAAUGGGGAGGUCUUGAGUAUCAAGAGGCUGGUUGAGAGGGGGCGCAAGUAUCCUCCGGAGAAGAGUUGGAGGAUACCGCCCGGGAAGAACAAUAAGGAGGUAUGUGGGUAUUUGAAUUUCAGUAGCGGGACUACAGGUGAGUUGGAAAAAUCUUCCGUAUUCCAAGCGCCAUCGCAAUCGCAAAGCCAACCAACUGACUUGGAGAUUCUUUCCCCCAUCAUCAGGUCUUCCCAAAGCCGUCGAACUCUCCCACCACAACAUCAUCGCCCAAUGCCACCAACUCCGCGCCUACCAAGCCUUCGAUCCGGGCGAGAACUACCGCUGCCUGGCCAUCACCCCGGUCUACCACAUCUCCGGCCUCGUGCGCUACAUCCACUACCCCCUCCUCCUCAACGGCAACUGCUACAUGCUCCCCGCCUUCAACAUGGACCUCUUCCUCACCUCCAUCAUCACCCACCGCAUCCGCGAACUCAUCCUCGUCCCACCCCUCGUCAUCCGCCUCGUCCGCGACCCCGUCGUCGAGGAAUACCUCCCGGAUCUGCGCCGCAUCGUCAAGCGCUGGAGUUCCGGCUCCGCGCCCACAAGCCCCGAAAUCAUCCACCUGCUGCAUCAGAAAUUCCCCCAGACGGGCUUCCGUCAGGGCUACGGCGCGACGGAAUCCAGCGGUUGCAUCACGUGUCACCCCCCGACGCACUACGAUUACAAAUUCGCCAUGACGGGCGGGAAACUGGUCCCGAACACCACCGCCAAGAUCCUCUCCCUCGAGUCGACAUGUGCUACGCAGCCUUCGAGAGAAGAGCUGGGCAGCAACGAGAUCGGCGAAAUCUGCGCCCGCGGCCCGCAGAUUGCCCUGGGCUAUCGCAACAACCCGCCCGCCACGGCGGAGACCUUUGACCGGGACGGCUUCCUGCACACGGGCGAUGUGGGCUAUUUCGACGCGCGGGGACUGCUGCACAUCGUCGACCGCAUCAAGGAGAUGAUCAAAGUCCGCGGACAACAGGUCGCGCCCGCCGAGCUGGAAGAUCUCCUGCUUUCGCACCCCGGUGUGGCGGAUUGCGCGGUGAUUCCGAUUCCGGACGCGUAUUCGGGGGAGAAGCCCAAGGCGUAUGUGGUUCUGAAGGCGGGGGUGGGGGUGGGGAGAGGGAGGAGGGAGGAGGUGCUGCUGGGGAAGGAAAUUUUGAGGUUUGUGAGGGAGAGGAAGGUGGGGUAUAAGCGGUUGAAGGAGGUGGAAUUCACGGAUUUGAUACCGAAGAGUGCGACGGGGAAGAUUUUGAGGAGGGCUUUGAAGGGGGAGGAGGGGAGGGUGGGGAGGCAGAGGGGGUGGUUGUCAGGGAAGGGGUGGGAGAGGGAGAGGGAGAGGGGGAGAGGGAGAGGGAGAGGGCGAAGUUGUAGAUUUUUCUUGAAGAGGUGUAGAGUGGUACCGUGGUUGAAGAAUCAGAUUUUGCUUUAUUUUUCAUUCGCUGUCCCAAAGGCUUCGUCUUUGUGUGCCGAGACGGGGGAAUCACUCGACCUCGAUGCACCAUCAGACUCGGCCCGAAGGUCGCGAAUGAAUCCAUGAGCCAAAGGUGAACACGCGAAGUAUCUGGCAUGGAUCUAAGCGGCUGUCUGAUGGGGCAUCGUCGUCUUCCUCCUGCUUCAAUCCUUCCUGCCAGCUCGUCUCUGCACAGAAUCGUCAGCAACACGUCUUCAAGCCAACGAGGUCUGAUGGAAUUGACCGACUCCUCUGGUUCCCUACUAUAG
Messenger RNA from Lecanosticta acicola, 2286 nucleotides. The record is from the annotation of a GenBank genome assembly. Lineage: Eukaryota; Fungi; Ascomycota; Dothideomycetes; Mycosphaerellales; Mycosphaerellaceae.